Messenger RNA from Camellia sinensis, 1849 nucleotides. RefSeq lists its product as uncharacterized. Gene Ontology annotation, molecular function: DNA binding. The record is from RefSeq and is a predicted model, not a curated record. Gene Ontology annotation, biological process: regulation of DNA-templated transcription. NCBI's taxonomy places the organism in Eukaryota, Viridiplantae, Streptophyta, Magnoliopsida, Ericales, Theaceae.
CUCUCUCUCUCUCUCUGUAUCCAUUUUCUUCUCCCUUCUUACUCCUCAUUUUAGAGAGAGAGACAGAGAAAGAGACUAGAAGACUAAUGCUAAGACUUGAAUUUUUGGUUGUACAACAUUUAAACUAUUUUCUUAUCUUUCCAUCCCGCCCCACAACUUGCAUCAUCACCCUCAAAAAAGCACAAUAACUCCUCGAGUAUAAAGAGGGGAGGCCAAGGCUAAAGAGGAUUUGAUGACCUUGUUUACAACAAUUAGUCAUUAGUAGGUUUAUGGCAAUUGCAGCAACAACCAUGAGCCAAGAUGAUAAUAGCAAGGAUGAUCAUGAUCAACAUGACCAUGACAUGGUCAUGCCUGGUUUUCGUUUCCACCCUACCGAGGAAGAACUCAUCGAGUUCUACCUUCGCCGUAAGGUAGAGGGCAAGCGUUUCAAUGUCGAACUCAUCACUUUCCUCGAUCUCUAUCGCUAUGACCCCUGGGAACUUCCCGCCUUGGCAGCAAUUGGGGAGAAGGAAUGGUUCUUCUACGUGCCUAGAGACCGAAAGUAUCGAAACGGUGAUCGGCCUAAUCGUGUAACAACUUCCGGGUAUUGGAAAGCUACCGGAGCUGAUAGAAUGAUCCGGUCUGAGAAUUUCCGGUCAAUUGGGCUGAAGAAGACACUUGUUUUCUACUCCGGGAAGGCUCCAAAAGGCAUCCGAACUAGUUGGAUCAUGAACGAAUACCGCCUGCCACAUCAUGAAACCGAAAGAUUACAAAAGGCAGAAAUUUCACUUUGUCGCGUCUACAAGAGAGCCGGUGUGGAAGACCAUCCAUCGCUCCCACGUUCACUCCCGACAAAGGCAUCCUCAUCAAGGACCACACAAUCGGACAAAAAACAACACUGCGCAACCAAUCAAACUUCAAUAGAGAGAUUCCAAGCUUUUGUAGGACACUCUCAGGUAGAAGACACCGAAAAAAUGAGUGAAACGAGUGGUGGUAGUUGCAGUGGUAGUGGUAGCGGAGACAUUGGAACAGCAUUAGGGCUAUCAAAGCAAAACUCAUACAUUGCAUUAGCAUCACUGGCUUCACCGCCAGUGGCACCACCACCAGCUCGGGUGGAAGAUGAUAGGGUUUUGAUAUCUAAACAAGCUUGCCCUUUAGUCCAAAAUUGCUCCACAGUGUUUACAGGCACUUCUUUAUUGCCACAAAACCCAGUUGAUGAUUUCCAUAGGCUACUAAACUUUCAACAAUCUUCAAUUAGUCAGUAUCACACUCAUCAUCAAUACCAUGCCUCUCAGUUCUCCACUUUUCAGCCACAAUCACAGUCACUGCCUCCUUUCAACAUGCUGCCUGGGCCGGUCUCUCUUCCUGCCACCACCGCCGCUGCCUUCUCUGACAGACUGUGGGAGUGGAACUCAAUCACAGAGGGGAACAAAGACUACACCAGCCCUUUCAAGUAAUCUAUAUAUGAACUGCACAUUACACAACAUAGGAUCAUGGUUUUAAAUAUCAAUCAUUACAUAUCGUAUUGCCGUUACAUAUCAGAAUUUUAGAUUUCAGAUACCACUAUUUAUCGAUAUAUCGGUCAAUACUCCCUGAUAUUGGCCAACAUAUCACAAUAACGCCAUUAAUAUAUAUCCAGAUAUUGUUAUCUAAAAUCAUGCAUAGGAUACAUCUAUAUAUAAUGCUGAUUUAUUAAGUUUUCAACUCUACUCUAAUGUUGGUAUAGGAUUCAUAAGUUGCUGAUGCGGGUCAAUGUUUGUUAGUUGGUUUUAUUAGGGUUUAGGGUUUAAAUGAGAUUAUUUAAAUCCUUGCAGUAACAUUUUGUUCUUUAACUUUGUUUUGAAUCAAAUGGGUUUAUAUUGUCUGUUUA